AUGGAUUCUUUCAGUAUCCAGCCAGGCAUGCUGGAUCCCACUUUUGUCCCUAACGCUGAUAUGACCGUUUAUCCCGACGCCUUGACGUCGCUUGACAUGAACUCUAUGCCUCCUACGACUUUUGAGGAGAUGGAUGCUGUCCAACCCACUUUGAUGAAGGAAGACUCCACCAAAGCCCACGCGUCUGACAGUAUGCCUCCGAACAACAUCGGAGCCGGGCCCUUACCUACUGGCAUUCUUCCAAACAGCUCUCAAGCUUCUAGUAGCACUCUCAUCGAAUUCACCAAAAGGCGGAACUGGUCUCAACGACUCCUUGAGGAGCUCAAGGACCUGCUCUACAUUCUGACUCCCGAUGGCCGAUUUCUAUAUGUUUCCCCUUCGGCCAAAUAUCUCACCGGAUACAGCCCAGCAGACCUCCUCGGCAAAACGAUAUCGGAUUUCGUUCAUCCUGAUGACUCGGCUCUUUAUAUUCGCGAAUUCAACGAGAGCAUCGCCACAGGCAACUCCCUACGUUUCUUCCACCGCUUCCGGACCGCUGAAGAAAAGUACCACAUCUUUGAAUGUCAUGGACACCCACACCUCACCCACGAUAUCUCGCAAAGUGAAUUGGCUGGAGCGCCCGUGGGUGCUGCAGGAGUCUGUCGGGGUUUCUUCAUGAUGGCGCGUCCAUAUCCAACCAAAAACUCCGAACUUCUCGAUUCCUUUUUGGAACACAAAAUAGAAAAUGUCCGACUUCAAGCCAGAAUCGCCGCGCUGAAACGAGAAGAAGCCGAGGACGCCGAUGCCCACCAAGAGCAUUACCAUAAACAAGCCGGGGCCUCGAGCGCGCGGACUCCCAAUUCCGCCGACCUUGCACCCGUAUCCCCAUCCGUCAACUCCAAGACCGAGUAUCCUGACUAUUCCGGCAUGCCACCUCCGGCAAAACCAACUGUAUCGAAUACCGCUCUCACCCGUGAAGCUCUGGACGAAGCAAACGCAUUUGCUGGCCCCGAUAGCAUGCGGGACAAGAUGGCGCGAUACGAAGGCUCCUCUCACGUGGACUCCAUUGAGAUGUUGACCGGUCUUCGAUAUCGUGAGGGCGAGCGUUCACACGGAAUAUCGACCGGCGGAACGUCACCGGCUCUCAUCCGAGGCGACGCGGGUAUUCACAUCCCCGUCGACAAAGGGGAAUCUCGAUACUCGUACUCGGACAAGAAGCACAAGAAAGUGAAAAGUGCAGAAGAAUACGUCUGCACGGACUGCGGGACCCUCGACAGUCCGGAGUGGAGAAAAGGUCCCAACGGGCCAAAAACACUCUGCAACGCCUGCGGCUUGCGGUGGGCGAAGAAGGAGAAGAAGAAAACUGGUGUCACAAAUCCUGAAGCCACAUCUGCCGCGGCCAACACUAGCUCUGAUAGAGGGACACUUAAGAACCCAUCUCCGACUGUCCCGCCCCCCAAUAAAGAGUCAGGCUCCAAGGAGGAGGCGACAUAA
Messenger RNA from Rhinocladiella mackenziei CBS 650.93, 1473 nucleotides. RefSeq lists its product as uncharacterized. Gene Ontology annotation, molecular function: protein binding; sequence-specific DNA binding; zinc ion binding. The record is from RefSeq and is a predicted model, not a curated record. Bases 1 to 1473 code for a protein of 490 amino acids. NCBI's taxonomy places the organism in Eukaryota, Fungi, Ascomycota, Eurotiomycetes, Chaetothyriales, Herpotrichiellaceae. The transcript has a single exon. Gene Ontology annotation, biological process: regulation of DNA-templated transcription.